Centropristis striata (black sea bass) is the source of this 4324-nucleotide messenger RNA. It is a transcript of the gene adcyap1r1b, whose product is annotated as adenylate cyclase activating polypeptide 1b (pituitary) receptor type I. Gene Ontology annotation, molecular function: peptide hormone binding; G protein-coupled peptide receptor activity; vasoactive intestinal polypeptide receptor activity. The record is from RefSeq and is a predicted model, not a curated record. The transcript is spliced from 14 exons. Gene Ontology annotation, biological process: cell surface receptor signaling pathway; adenylate cyclase-modulating G protein-coupled receptor signaling pathway. The coding region runs from base 380 to 1954 and encodes 524 amino acids. Lineage: Eukaryota; Metazoa; Chordata; Actinopteri; Perciformes; Serranidae. Gene Ontology annotation, cellular component: neuron projection; plasma membrane.
CUUCUUCUUCUUCUUCUUCUUCUUCUUCUUCUUCUUCUUCUUCUUCUUCUGCAGGAUUAAACUGGUCUCGGUCUUUGUCCCGGUGGGGAGUCUGCAGCGUUUUGUCCGGAGUGUUUCUGGAGGGAGUUUAGUCCCGGAGCCGCCGGGAGUCCGGGACCUUUAGCCGGGAGUGCGGGUCUUUCAGCCGGGAGUCCGGGUCUUUCAGCCGGGAGUCCGGGUCCUCCAGCCCGGGGUUCGGGUCCUCCAGCCCGGGGAGCUGCUGCUGCUGGUCCCCUCUCACCGCCCGGAGCAUCCAGACGGACUCACACUGGCAGAAUAUCGAUAGAAUGAUCCCGAGGUGAGCUGACGUCCUGCUGCCUUCGUCUGCUGGAGAAACAAGAUGUCUGCUGCUACCGCCAGGCCGCUGCUCCUCCUCCUCCUCCUCUUCCUCCUCUCUCCCUCAGUCUCCGGGGUGUCCUCUAACUGUGUGAUCCAGAGGGAGCAGGAGAAAUGUCUGGAGAUGAUGGCCUCCGACGACCCGGGGAACGACCCAGAGUUUGGCUGUCCGUGGAUGUGGGACAACCUGACGUGCUGGCAGCCCGCCAGGCUGGGAGAGGUGGUCGAGGUCAACUGUCCUGAACUUUUCUCUCAGUUCAUGAGUGAAGAAGACUUUGAGCUGGGGAAGGUGAGCCGUAACUGCACUGAGCUGGGCUGGUCGGAGACCUUCCCUCAUUACAUCGACGCCUGUCUCUACGAGGAGGGGAACAGCAGCCACCCGGACCUGUACUACGUGUCGGUGAAGGCUCUGUACACGGUGGGCUACAGCACCUCUCUGGUCUCCCUCACCACCGCCAUGGUCAUCCUCUGCAGGUUCAGGAAGCUCCACUGCACCAGGAACUUCAUCCACAUGAACCUGUUUGUGUCCUUCAUCCUGAGAGCGAUCUCCGUCUUCAUCAAAGACGGCGUUCUGUACGCCAAAGAGGACAGCGAGCACUGCUUCAUCCACACGCUGGAGUGUCGAGCCGUGAUGAUCUUCUUCCAUUACUGCGUCCUCUCCAACUACUUCUGGCUCUUCAUCGAGGGGCUCUACCUGUUCACGCUGCUGGUCGAGACCUUCUUCCCCGAGAAGAGAUACUUCUACUGGUACAUCAUCAUCGGCUGGGGAACUCCAACAGUGUGUGUGACCAUCUGGGCCGUGCUGAAGCUGCACUUUGAUGACGACGGGUGUUGGGACACCAACAACAACGCUGCCAUCUGGUGGGUGAUUAAAGGUCCGGUGCUGGCCUCCAUCAUGGUCAACUUUGUGCUUUUCAUCGGCAUCAUCGUCAUCCUGGUGCAGAAGUUACAGUCUCCAGAUAUCGGAGGGAACGAAUCCAGUAUUUACCUGCGUCUGGCCCGCUCCACUCUGCUCCUGAUUCCUCUCUUUGGGAUCCAUUACACCGUGUUCGCCUUCUCCCCCGAGAACGUCAGCAAGAGAGAACGACUGGUGUUCGAGCUGGGCCUCGGAUCCUUCCAGGGCUUCGUGGUGGCCGUCCUCUACUGCUUCCUGAACGGAGAGUAUAUCCCUCAAGGUGCAAUCGGAGAUCAAGAGGAAAUGGCGCAGCUGGACGGUGAACCGGUACUUUGCUGUGGACCUGAAGCACCGGCAUCCUUCGCUGGCGAGCAGUGGCGUGAACGGGGGGACGCAGCUGUCCAUCCUCAGCAAGAGCAGCUCUCAGAUCCGCAUGUCCAGCCUGCAGGCCGAGACCCCGGCCACCUGAGCGCCGCCGCCGCCGCCGGGGACGCCGCGCCCGGACCCGCCCCCUCCGCCGCCGCCUCCUCCGGACCUGACGCCGCCAAACCGGCCACGCCCACCCUCGUCCCCAUGACCAGCCUCGCCAACCCCUUCCUCAACCCGUACCCCAACCCGUACCCCGACGAAACCGAGAUGGAAACCCAACUGAACUCCUGCGACCCGGAACAGCCUCUCGUCUAAACCGACCUCUGACCUCUGACCUGUUGAGUAGCAGAAGCUAGUGUAAACUGAAACAUGUAAAUACCUGUUAGUGUCUCUGAUCAUUCCACUCGUCUGACAAACAGCUGCUUCACAUGUAGAAACCUUAAAGGAGCUCCGCUGAUUGAUCGGUGUGUUCGUCACAUCCAGGCUGUGAUUUAAUGUCCUUCAAACAUUUUGAGCUAAAAACCUGCGUGACAAACUGAGGGCUGAUACGAUACAGUUUGCUGCAGUUUCCAGUGUUUUUUGGAGUUUAAAUCCAUGAUGUCUCAUCGCCUGAUGUACAGUAAAUAAGUUCUGUUUCAUAUGUUGACAACAGUUUAAAGAACGAAGGUUCUCGUUCACAUCAGUGUUAAAAACAGUGUUAAGAUUGAGCUAAAAGUCCACAGAAACUGUUCAGAAAGCUCAGUGUUAUGAACUGUGACUGAGGAGGAAUCUCACCUGGAUCCAACAGGUGAAACGUGGAAAAGCAGUAUUUAUGAGGACAUAUUUUCUUCAUUCAUGUGAAAUGCCAAAAAAAGAGGAAAACCAACCACAGUAGGGUUCUACGAUGACUCUUGUUCUGAGGUUCUCACUACGACCACAAACCUCUUCAGAUCUCAGCUCGUCUUGUUUCAAACAGCCGUUAGUACAGAAAAUGUCAAUGAAAAUCAACUCGUGACUGAAGCAUCAUGAGUUCACCUGCUUGCAUGAAAUUGCAUUUAUCGUCCAUGUGGUUUUGAGAACUUUUUUUUGGUGAGAAUUCAGUGUUUAACUGGGUGUUAAAGUUGACUUUUGUCUAUCAGGCUGUAAAACUCCUGCAGGAAGUGUCACGUCGUACUGGUCCCAGUGAAUCAGCUUCACUGUUUCUGGGUAAAGUUUGUUAAAAAUGAUUUUGAUAAACGAGGGCUUCUUUCAGACAAACCCCUGGUACCACCUCCGUCUUUCUGCAGUUAGUGUCUCUUGUUCAGGAGAUGAUGUUACUUUCCAAGAGAGGAAUUUCAACUCAUUCCAAAGACAAAUGAAGAGUUUCUGCAGGCUGAGUUAGCUGCAGAUGUUUCUAUGGAUCCAUCUUCAGCUCUGCUUUCUGUCUCCAAAAGUGCCUUCAAGCACAAAACAAGUAUUUCUGACUUCUGUUGACAAUUUAAGAGAAAAAAAAGGCAUCUGUCUUUUUAAUUUCAAACGGAACUGCAAAGUAAAGAACGCGGUUGAACAAAGUGCUUUUAUGAUGCUUGAGACUAAAUCAGUAUUUUAAACCUGGAGGCCUUCAAAGUACUUUGACUUGUCAGAACAGAAAGGAUUAGUGUUGGGAAUAAAGCAGUUAAUGUGCAGUACAUGGAUCAAUAAAGCCUCUUUUACUUUUCACAUCUUUAUUUUCUCUAAAAUCACUGGGAGAGGACAAAAGUUUCACUUUCAUUGUUUCAGAGGCUGCACGCUAAAUUUCCACUCAAUGAUUUUUUAAAUUUGAUUAAAUGUCUGAAGUUUCUUUAAAGACAAACUGGAAAACUCUUCUUUGACGAUUUAACAUGAUAAUAAUAUAAAGUUCAGUAUUUCACUCCGUCAGCUGUUUGAAGGCACAAGAAAUGUUGUUUUGGUAAUUUGCAGGUUAAAAAAAACAAACUACAAAAUAAAAUCAUAUUAUUAUUAUUAUUAUUAUUAUUAUUUAAAGAUUGACAGAAGAACAAAAUGAAUCAAGUAUAAAUAAUUUUAAUCAUCGGUUGGUGGUUAAAGUAUGAGCAUGAAAUGUCAUUUCCAUUUAAAAUAUUGUUGUUUUCAGUUUGACUUUUUUUUUAAACAGUCUGGAACCAGAAAGAUUCUGAAACAUUUUCAUUGAAUUGUUUUACUGUUUUCUGUCUGAAUGCAGUUUAUUUAUCUGUUUACCUUCAGAGCAUUUCUUUGUUUUUCAGCAAAAACAUGAUUUAAUGAAUAAAUGUCCAAAAAAUAUUUUGUUCCAUUUAAUGAGGCAUUCUUUUUUUUACCUGCAAAUGACUAAAUUCCUAGUUAGUGGGAGUCCAUGCAGUACUCACAGCAGCCAGCAGGAGGUGCUGUUGGUCCACUUCAUGACACACAUUAAGACAAUCUCACUUUUCUGAAGUAUUUCUACUUUUCUUUGGUGUUGCUGAGAGUUGGAGCCUUAUAUUGCCAGUACUACGUUGAUGUCAGACAAAGAUGUUGCUAUAUUAUCAGAAUAAAUAUUGUUUUGAGCUCUAGCUAGUGGAAGUGUUUGGGUCUGUAGCCAACCUUUGUAAUAAACUAAAUAAAGUGCAGUUUAAAUGUUCAGACCUUGUAAAUGGAGUUUUUCUGUGGUUUCAAAGCGCUGUGAUUCUUUUUUCUUAAUGGUGAUUAAAGUGUUUAAAGUAUAAAGCCUCUGUA